Molecule: messenger RNA, 780 nt
Organism: Microthlaspi erraticum
Lineage: Eukaryota; Viridiplantae; Streptophyta; Magnoliopsida; Brassicales; Brassicaceae
Source: the annotation of a GenBank genome assembly
AUGGUUGAUGCCAUGUGUUCCCAAGCCAAGCUGAAUAUGCCGUGGCACUAUCAUCCUCUACUCAUGCUUGAUGUUGGUGAUCAUCUGCUAUGCGUAAUUUGUGGUCUGCCAGGCGGAUACGGCUACUGUUGCCCUCGUUGCAGAAUGAUGGUUCAUGAGAAAUGCGUCUCCGUAUUUGACUCACCGGAGAUCACUCAUCAUUUUCAUGCCGGACACUCUCUUAAGCUUCUUACCCAAGGAGCUCCUGAAUACACGGAUGCAACAUGUCAUGUGUGUGGAAAACAUGUUGGGAACUUUCUUUACCAUUGUGAUAUUUGUAAGUUCAACUUGGAUAUGGUUUGUGUGGUUCAAUACCACAAACACCAUAAACUCAUACCAGUUGAACUUUCAAAUAUGAAGGUCCAUGAGCAUACACUCACACUCAUCCCAAAAUUGAUCUCCUUCGUUUGUGAUGCUUGUGGGACGAAAGGCGACCGUUCUCCGUAUGUUUGUCUUGAGUGCAAUCUCAUGUUCUUCCAUCAAAAAUGUGCCCAUCUACCACGUGUCAUUAACGUCAAUCGCCAUGAUCACCGCGUUUCUUACAAGUAUCCUCUGGGCCGUGGAGAAUGGAGAUGUGGAGUUUGUUUGGAAGAUAUCGAUUGGUCAUAUGGGGCUUACUCUUGUUCUGAUUGCCCAAAUUACGCUAUUCAUUCAAGAUGCGCAACAGGGGAUGACGUAUGGGAUGGGAAGAGCUUGAUGGAGUACCUGAAGAAGUCGAAGACAUCGAGCCAUUCAAGAUGA